AUACUGUUGUGUUGUUAUUAUUUUACUUCCAUUUAUUUUCCUCGAUGUUUAAAAUUUUAAUCAAAACUAGUGUAACUAUAAAAUGCAAUAAUAAAUACAAUUUAUAAUAAAUAUCGUUUAUUAAGUUUAAAAACAUGAAUUUAAAUAAGUUGGGGCAAUCGUUGUGCACAGCUGCGCGGAGUCAGUGCGGUGUCGAGCUGAAGCAUUUAAAUCAAGCAUUUAAAAAUACAAGCCGUGCUAGUAGUAAAAUGGACGAUAAAUUCAAAUUACCUGCGAGGUAUGGGGCGGGUGAAAAAAGUGUUUGGGUUGAGUACAUCCAGUUGGCAGCUGAAUACAAGCCUAAAGUGAACUUGGGCCAAGGUUUCCCCGACUACCAUGCACCACACCAUGUCCUAAAGGCUUUGAGUGAAAUUGCACUCAGUGAAAAUCCAUUGUUAAACCAAUACACCAGGGGAUUUGGCCUCCCUCGACUUGUGCAGAGUUUAACGAAGUUGUACUCUCCGCUUGUAGGUCAGAAAAUCGACCCGAUGAAUGAGAUCCUAGUCACAUACGGUGCUUAUGAAGCUCUAUAUGCUGCCAUUUUAGGUCAUGUGGACGAAUGCGAUGAAGUGAUAGUGAUAGAGCCUUUCUUCGACUGCUAUGACUUCAUGAUCAAAGCUGCGGGAGGCGAGCCCAGGUUCAUAGCGCUCGCUCCCAAAAAGACAGAAGGCACAAUAACGUCAGCGGACUGGGUGCUGGAUGAAAGGGAACUGACCAGCCUGUUCAACGAGCGUACCAAGAUGAUCAUCCUGAACACCCCCCACAACCCCAUCGGCAAGGUGUUCACCAAGCAGGAGCUGCAGCUGAUCUCCGACCUGUGCAAGAAGCACAAUGUCCUGUGCUUGUCCGAUGAGGUCUACGAAUGGAUGGCCUAUGAACCCGCUCAGCAUAUCAGGAUUGCUUCACUGCCGGGCAUGUGGGAGCGUACGAUCACGGUGGGGUCUGCGGGCAAGGCGUUCUCGGUGACGGGCUGGAAGACCGGCUGGGCGUACGGGCCGGCCGCGCUCAUGAAGAACUUGCAGGUCGUGCACCAGAACUGCGUCUACACCUGCUGCACGCCUGUACAGGAAGCAAUAGCCCGUUCCAUGGAGUAUGAGCUCGCCCGCCGCGACUCCCCCGAGUGCUACUUCAAGGCGCUGGCCCGGGAGCUGAUGCCCAAACGGGACAUGCUGGUGGACGCACUCAAGGAGAACGGCUUCAACCCCACCAUACCAGAGUCCGGGUACUUCAUCGUCGCUGAUUGGAGCAAACUGGCAACCAAAAUAGAUCUUUCACAAGAGCCGGACAAGUACAAGGAUUACAAGUUCACGAAGAAGUUCGCCAAAGAGUGCGGCGUGCUCGCCAUACCGCCGACGGCGUUCUACUCGGCCGAACACAAGCAUCUAGGAGAGGACUACGUCAGAUUCUGCUUUAUCAAGAAAGACGAAAACUUAAGCCUGGCCGGCCAACUUAUGUCGCAAUGGAACAUCAAGAAGAGAAAGUAGGCAAUUUUGUACGAAUAUUGUAAAUUGUGAUAUAUUAUGUAUAGCUAUGUAAUUUUAUACAUUGUUAACGCCAUCUCAAAUAUACCUUUUUCUCUGUUUUUA
Molecule: messenger RNA, 1625 nt
Organism: Spodoptera frugiperda (fall armyworm)
Lineage: Eukaryota; Metazoa; Arthropoda; Insecta; Lepidoptera; Noctuidae
Gene: Kyat
Product: kynurenine aminotransferase
Exons: 10
Coding region: 135-1523 (462 amino acids)
Biological process (GO): biosynthetic process
Cellular component (GO): cytoplasm; mitochondrion
Molecular function (GO): pyridoxal phosphate binding; L-kynurenine:2-oxoglutarate transaminase activity
Source: RefSeq, a predicted model, not a curated record